GUGCGUCUCCCACCACUGUCAACUUGUUAAAUGAAAUUCUCAGUGAUGCAGAAGGCAAAUAUCCUUCUCACUCAUCUGUCUGUCAAAUGUGGCAAACUGUCCAUCCAUGCAGAUAAAUCUAUGAUUUUCCUAAAUCUUCUUCAACUCUAGAGUGUGGCAGCCACUUUGGCUGAAGUACACUCAGGUCUCCAGCUCAUGGACUGCCUGGAUUAGAUUCUGAACCACAGCAAAUGUUAAAGCCAAAACUUUAACUGGAGUCUAACAUGACUUACAACUGAAAGCUGUGGGAAGUUGAAAGUGGCAAAGAUGCCAUUACCAACCUUUCUAAAUUCAAGUUACCAAAGCAGGGAAUGCUUUACAUAUUUUGGACUGUUUGUAAUAAGCUUUAGCUGAACCAAAAUUCAAAGGAAAGCAAUGCUAUAAAAUUAUUUUUACAGACAGGUGAUUUGUUUACUCGUGGCUGUCUGACAAUAUAUGGGGAUUUUUCUCAACCCUUGAUUUAUUUUCCUCAUAUGGAAAUAGAGAUACCUGAAUCAGCUACAGUAGAAAAUUGUGUUGAUGUUGAUUGGGAUUUGGAUUUGAUUUCUGCCUUCCAGCUAGUGCUUGUCAUGUGUAGGACACACACCAAGGGUGGAGUUGAUGCAGGUUGAAGUUGUGACUGGAAGCACACUUGGUUUUGCCAGGUUUGGAAAGGGCUGAAGCUAAAUCCGAAGUGCAGGCUUAUACUGAGUCUGUUCCUAUUUGUACUAAGCUGGCAAAAGAUCUGUCACUCAAAGCCUCAUAGUCAGAGCCAUGGACCAAAGCCAGGAUCCUUAAUGAGACAGGUCUGAGAGCAAUGUUGAAUUAUGCAGCAUGGAUUGCUCUGGCAGUGUCACACUUUGGCCCUAAAUCAGUGUGGGGAGGUUGACAGGGACUCUUGAAAGCCAAAGUCAACCAAGUGAUUGAGACGACAUCUCUCCCAAAAGAAGUUGGGUGUAAAUUUAACAAAGGUUUGCAGCUUAAAGUCCUCUUUGUGACAUGUUUCAGGUUGAAUUUUCUGGGAACAGGGUAAACCUGGGCAGCUUUGUGAUUUGUGGGUGUGAGAAAGAACAAGCCAGGUGGGAUUGACGAUAAAGACGAAAUGAUACCAAGUCUCUCUUUGACGGCUGAAGUCUAAAAUUAUAUUUGCUGUAUGCACAGCACCUCAAUUCUGUCUCUUUUACAGAUUUUUGGUGCUGACAUUUCAAUCGAAUUGUAAAGUCACUGGAGUAAUGGGCAGCUGGUUACAAAAUGUGAAAACCCCCCAAACUUCCCGAGUCUACAGGAUGCCUGGCAUCAAGAUGUGCCACUAUAUUCAUACACACCAGGAUUUGUUUUCUAAUACAUCAUCUUAGACCUGUUCCUGGCUCCUGUAUUUACCUCCCUGUUCAUCCAUCCAUCUUUUGUAAUGAGUCCCGUCAGUUUUUUUUUUCUUUUUGAUAGCCCUUCUUUCACUCAUGUUCAUGAUUUAUGAACUGUUUUGUCACAUGGCAUAUUGAGAUUGCUAUGCAUGAAAAUGAUGAAUGUGGAAUUAGGAUCUGUUGCCAUGUGUUAAUUUUGAAAUGUGGACAUGUAAAAUAUUUGGAUGUUUUUUUUGGCAAAUAGUUUAUAGGUUAGUAUGUUUAUAGAAUCUGAGACUAGAUACGAUUAAGAUAAAAAUCCUGAAAAGCAUUUUCAAAUUUCUGUUUGUUUGUUUGUUUGUUUGUUUUUUAAUAUAAUGCAAUUAAGCAUAUCAUCCAAUAUUCAGCAACAGUUACAGAGAGCUUUGCAGCUGCUAAAUUAGCAUUUAGUUUCACACCGUAUUACUGUUUCUCAUUUCAGGAAGCUCUUAGUAGAACAUGCUGUGAGUGCACACGUUUGUGUGGGCUUGUCUGUGUGUAUUUAUUUUGAAAGCGGUGAAGCUAAAGUUCUCAAAGACUGCAAACUCACAGUACCUGAGUAUAGUGGGAUGCAUAUCUCGUGCAGGAGGAGCUGCUCUAAUUAGAAGAGGCUUGGGCAAUGGUGAGGAAAUGUGCCAUUCAGGUCUGGUUUACACUAGUAGAAAAAUGGGUAAACAGUGCAUUAGCAAUGAUUUUGACAACUUACACUGCAUGAGUCAGGAUUCUAGGUCAGUAUCUGCUGUGCUGUGAAUGAAACUAAUGGAGCCUAAUUUAGGGAUUAAACAUGAAGUGGGAGCUAAAGUGAUUGUGAAGAUAAUUAACGCACUGUGAUUUUUAUCUUGCUGAGUUUAAACUCAGUGGAAAUAAAUUUCACUCUCCCUUUAUAUUUUACAUCUCUCCUGAUGAGUAAUAUAGCAAGUGUUGAAGAACAAACAAUCAUAGCUAUAAUUUUGCAAACCUUCAUUGACCAAUGGAUAAUUGCUAUGGAAAAUUUGGUCUCCUGGAAGGCUAAACCAUGGUCGAUAUGAGCUUUUGUCAUUGGAGAUUGAUUGUUACUGUUUUUUUGUUUGUUUGUUUGUUUGUUUGUUUUUUAGGUCAGUAGGGAUGUUAGUUUUUGAAAGAUAAAAAUGAUGAUAUAUAUAUAUAUAUAUAUUAAAAAAAGGGUCUGAUAUGACCAUUUAACAAACUACAUUUUUGGGGGGUUAAACCUGAUCAUUAAAAAGCUGUGGUUAGUCCUUUGCAUCCAAACAAAUAGAAAUGGUCACUGAGGCUUUAAUGCACUGUGUGUGCAGUCAGUGUAGCUUGAUUGUAUUUAACCGAUACAGUAUAAUCAAAUAGGUUUGUUUUGUUUUUUUUUAAUGAUAUCUCCUCAUCUCAAACAUGCCAUUCUUCAUUUCUGAGCAUUUUCAGCUGCCAUGCCUUUAUUGUGGUGGUAAAAUAUUCAGUGCUACAAUAAAUAAUAGAUAAAACUUGUCUAUGGGCACUGCAUAGUAUGCAUUUUAAAGGUAUGAUGGGAUAACAUCAGCAAACAACACAAUAUUGUAGUUGCCCUGAACAGCCCUGUAGUAAUAGUUGUGCAGUCAAACAGUAAUACGAAAUAUCAAGAAGUUGUUGCCCAGAUAAGAGAUUACUGCAUAAAAGUAUGUCUUAAUUAGAUUCUCAUUUCUAUUCAGAAAACUGUAAGGCAUGGUUUCCUGGCACUAAAAUUAGUAGUCAAGAUUACAGUCAGGUAUUCAGAAGCAAUUAAAAGUGAUUCAAUAUCAAAGCAUAGUUACAUUAAUUAGUAAACAAAUUGCUUUGGACUCAGAGGUCAUUGUCCUCAAGUCCACUUUUGCUUAGACCAACAGCAAAACUCGAACAGUGGUGUAGGUAUGGAUGGGGGAGGGUGUAUAUGUCAACUACUGCGCCUUCAAUUUCAAUAAGUGUCAAGGGGAUGCAUAGGUAAUUCAAUAAAGGGUCUGUGCUGUAACAUGGCCAUAGAUACAGACCUCCAUCUUUAACAUUUUGUUUAAGUGGUUGAUGAAGAGUGCUGCCCAUCUCUAAUGGCCUUACAGAUUUAUGAUAGUAAGUAGCGACUGCUAUUUCUUUGGUAUUCAUUUGUCAUUAUUACCUGUAUCUUUUAAAUUAGCUCUGGGUAUGGAUACCUCCCCAGGAUUAUGGGCCAGAACUGUGAUUUUUUCCUCCUUUGUUUCAAUCAAACAGCUGACACAUUAAUUUAUUUUUCUAUUUUCAGAUGCAAUUAUCUUAGCCAGUUACCUGGCAAGAAGGUGUGUGUGUCACUAUUUUUUUUUCCUUUUCUCCACAGCAGGUUGCUGAGGCUUACGCUGUGGACUGCUCUGUUGUUUUUGUGAGGAUGGAAAUGAUUAUCUUUUACAGCUUACAAAAAGACAGCCGGAAGUUUUCAUACUUUUUAAAGGAUUUUUUUUUGCACCACUCCUCAUAAAUUGCCAUUCAGAAGCUGCAUCUCUGAAUCAUCACCCCUUUGAUGUUAUGUCUUGAUUUGAGUGGCUUUUCAAGUUUCACUUUCCUCAUCCUUCUAACAGUCAAAGACACUGAAAGUGCCAGUACCGUAUGCUGUGCUAAAAAUUCAGAAUGAAAAAGUAAUGGAAAUUUUGAGGCCUUAGUUGCCGAAGGCAACCGCAGAUGUGACUUGCAGGUCACAUCCCGAAGAAAUUGAGAAAGUGUGGUUACUGUUGUCCAGGAGUGCAUUCACAAAAAUUAAGUCAGAGAGGAUCAAAUGCCAGACUUUUUUUAAAAGGAAGGACAUGAAAUGAAGACAGACAGAAUGACGAUGAAAAAUUGAAAGGAAACCACUCAGAGGGGAAGCAGUAUCCUCAGAUGUCAGAGUAUUAAGGGUCAGGAACAAACAUUUGUGCAGAUAGCUUGGACGCUAUGAGAUGCUCUUGAACUUGCCACUGUUUUGCAUAGAUGACAGUGUAAUGCAAAAAAUCACUGAAUAGAUGUAACACAUGUCAAAUUUUAAAAGGUCCAUGCAGUCAAAUAGAAAUGAUAAUGUGAGGACAAUGACUAUCCGAUCAAAACUAAAAAUACUGUCAGCCCUUGAGUGUUGGACCCAGUGAGGAACCAAGAGACUAUCAUUGCCUUAAGUAAACCCAUUUAUUUAGUAAUUAAAUGCUCUAGAGUGAAGGAUAUUUUGUUAUUGUCAAAGUGGCUUUUUCACUUCUAUAUCAGACAGGGAAAAUCAUCAGUAUUUAUCCUGUGUAUAUACUGAAAUCUGUGCUCUCAAAGCUUUAUGAUUUAACCCACCUUUUCAGAAGAUGCCAAAAACAAGGGGACCUCAACAGUAAAAAGAACAGAAAUUAUCGGAUACCUUAAAAAGAUAAGACAACAGUGUUAUUUUUCUUUCUGCUGCAAACAGCUGAUGGCUGUCUCAAAUAGGAAAAUUUGCUCGUACUCGCUCAUGUUUAUGUAAGUGCAUAAAUUGCCAUUGCAUUGUUCCUGUUUUAUACUUUUACCUAUGUCGCCUUGAUUUGACUGUGAUUUUGAGUUGCGGUAGCAAAGUUCCACAAAAGUGUCACAACAGAUUAGCACAUUUAUGAGCGGAUGAUUUCACUGCACUUUUGUGUUCAAAAGCGUGAGAUGCCAGUGCAUGUAUUUACUUAUCUGCAAUUCAACAGCUGUCUGACAGAAAUGUGGUAAAAGACAUCCCUUGCCAUCAACUUAGCAAUGCAUGGUGUCAAAAAUAGUAUUAUGGAUAGAUACCACUUGACAGGUCUUAUGUCAUGUGUACAGUGCCGUCAAUUGAAUGUCUAGGUGCCCAUGUCAAAUUAGUUUUGAGCCACUUAUCAUGUCACUGUUUUUCAAUUAUACUGCUUCAAGCUCAUAAAUUUUGUUCUGCAUUGAGGGCAUUAUUUUGAGGUUGCUGACAGGCCCUUGACGGUUUCAAAAUGAUGUUUCACAUCUUCCAGUGGUUCAUUCGUUAAAAGCCUGGCUUCUAGCCAGAUGUUGGUACACUUGCCAGGACAAGCACAGAAACAGCUUGCCUUCUCUUUAUGCGUGACAUACGCUAACUCUAACAGUACUGAUGAAGUUACUUGACUGCCUUCACAUCAGUGAGAUUGAGCUUUAACAGAUGUAAGCACUGUGAUUAGUACUCUGAAGCCAAGCAGCAGAGAGAGUUGCAGUAGGUCAUGGCAAUUUAUUUAGAAGGUCAUUAAUGCUAGUCAGUGAUUAAAGAUAAAGCCUGAUCAAUAGAAGGAUUAGCUCCUGAGUUCUGUCUUAACUUUAGUUCCUUUACUCUGUGUUUCAAAAUAAAAAAAAUAAAAAAAGUAGACUUGUCCUAUGUGUUAUAGUAUGGUUUAUAGUAAAGCGCAUGAAGUAAGACCAGUGAAGGUGAUGCACUAGAGGGCAGUUUUUGGGGCAUCUGUCAGUAAGGAGGUAGAACAGGCUGUCUACCAAUCAGAAGGUUGGUGGUUCAAUCCCCAGCUCCUCUAGCCUGCAUGGCAAAAUGAUGCAGUGUGAGUGUGUGAAUAUCAAGUUGAAAGCAUUAGGACAUAGAAAAAAAGCAACUCUAUGAAUGUGUGAGUGAAUAAGGCUUGGAAUAAAAAUACUUUAAGUGCUAAAAUAGAUAUGAAAACCACUCUGUUUAUUUAAGUACUAGUCCAGAUUAAGAUUCAUGGUUUACCUUUGUUUUCCCACCAGCAAAGAUCAACUACCAACCAGCCCUGCCCAGCCAGAGAGCAUUCCUUACUCAGAACAUGCCUGUGGGUCAUAUGAUAAAAUUCAUUAUUACCUACAAAAUGGCUUUUUGGAGGGAGAAGGGCUUUUCUGGGGAAAUAGUGGCAGGGUCCUCCACCGAGUGUCCAUUCUGUGUAACCUUUGAUGCCACCAGCCCUUUUGGUAAUGCUGCUCUGGUAGGGUUCAUUGCUGGCCAGCAGGCUUCUCAUUGGGAAUCAAAAGAGGUUGGAGAAAGGAAAAACGCUGUGCUUUCCAGUCUGGUCAAAUAUCUAGGUCCUGAGGCUGCAUCUUUCAUGCAUUAUGAAGAAAAAGAUUGGGCCAAGGAGGACUACAGUGGUGGCUGUCCAGUUAAUGUCAUGGCACCAGGUUUGCUAACAUAUUACCACCCUAGCCUGAGGAAGCCUUUUGGCAGGAUACAUUGGGCAGGAACAGAGACAGCCACCCAGUGGUGUGGAUACAUGGACGGAGCGGUGCAAGCUGGUCAGAGAGCUGCUCUGGAGGUGCUGGCUGAAGUGUCCCACAUGACUCUGACCACAGAGGAGCAGGAAGAAUUGCAGCGCAUUCAAAAUGUCAAGAGUGCUUCUAAGCAAAGACCAUCAUCCAAACUCAUGUACCUGCCUACAAGCAAAUCUGUGGUUAUAGCAACACUGACAAUAGGAGCCGUUCUUCUGCUGGCUCAGCAUCAAAAUACAGUAUUAAAGAUCAAAGAGUACUUCACAAAUGCCUUUUCACCAAUCAAGCACAACCUUCUGCUGUGAUAACAAAAAACCCUGUAAACCAAGAGUACAUUUAAACAAAAGCAAUAAAUAAAAUAAAGAAAUUUAAAACAAGAUGAAGGAUAUAUUGGCAGCAACCAAUGAUAUCAAUUUCAAAAAAUUUUCACAAGAUUUUCAAAAAACUUGACCUCAGACCUCUGAUCUUGAGGUCAGACCACUGAAAUUGGAACUCCAUUCAAGGUUUUUAGUAGUUGCACCUGGGGUAUCAAUUUGAAUGGUCUCCUUCUCGAGUUAUUGCAUUAACAAGCUUCCACAGUGCCCGCCUGCCAGCCGGGCAAGGUGACAGCAAAACCCCAUCAGCCUUUUAUGGCUGACGGGUAAAAAGCUACAGGUUUUGCUGGAAUCUAAAUCAUUUUCACUAGCAGUGACUACAAAAACAACAACAACAAAAUGCCCCCUAAAGUCAUAAGGUUGUGCUUAUGACAUUAGGACCAGAAUGCAGGACCUUUACAUGUACUCUACUUUUGCUUGCAAGAUGUAACUAAUGAAGUGACUGGUGAAUACAGAUAUAUGUGGUAGAGCCUUUGGGAAAAAUAGCUAAGAAAACUCAAAAGAAACUAUUUAUAUAAAUAGGAGGGAAAAAAAGGUCUGCACUGCAGUUAAAACCAGUUUGUCAUGAGAAAAUCAAGCCUUUACAGUGUAUGCCUUUUGAGGUCUCACACAAAGCCAUAACAUCUGGAUGAAAGGUUUGAAGCUAUUCCACAAGCAUGUUUUUUGACUCACAAAACCAUCAAAAGAUGAACGAGCAUAAGAUGGAUGAACCAGUCACACAAUGGACAUAUCCAAGAGAAGGUGAUUUAAUCGCUAUCACUUGAUUGCACAGUCGAUUGAAAGGAUUUUUGUCACUUCCAAUGUCUCCUCUAGAGAGAAUCUCAAAUGCCCACUAAUCACUGUACGGUAGUCUGUGACUCCUUUGGCGCCAUGGCUUUCCAUUUGUCUUUGUUAUCACUAGCUUGCACUGAAUCAACUGCUUGUUCUCCCUGGUUUCACUUAAGCCAGCCCAGGCUGAAUCAAGGCCAGUGUCCUAACAUUUCUGAACAUGUUUGAUUAUUUGUAGCAUUUGAUUACUGACCCAUUUUUUGUUGAGAGUCAAAUGAGCUGAAAUCAGUGCAAUGGUUCUCGUGUAAGUAAGUUCUGAAUAAAUUCAGUAUAAAAUGCAAAAA
This is a messenger RNA of Haplochromis burtoni (Burton's mouthbrooder), 8034 nucleotides long. RefSeq names its product amine oxidase [flavin-containing]-like. The transcript has 6 exons. Bases 6116 to 6853 code for a protein of 245 amino acids. Gene Ontology annotation, molecular function: oxidoreductase activity. NCBI's taxonomy places the organism in Eukaryota, Metazoa, Chordata, Actinopteri, Cichliformes, Cichlidae. The record is from RefSeq and is a predicted model, not a curated record.